Vicia faba (fava bean) is the source of this 936-nucleotide messenger RNA. The record is from the annotation of a GenBank genome assembly. NCBI's taxonomy places the organism in Eukaryota, Viridiplantae, Streptophyta, Magnoliopsida, Fabales, Fabaceae.
AUGGCGGCGCCAAAUUCAGAGUUUGAUUCCAAGGAAAAUCCCCAAAAACCGAAUUUCGAAACAUUCCAGUUAUUUUCCUCCUCUUCAGGUUCCGGUUUCGGUUUCGACGAUGUUUCACAAAAAGUUAACGUUAUACCUCCUCCUCCCUGUGUUGAAGUUCUCGCCUCUGAUUCCAAGGUUCCUUUAUUCGGAAAACCUAAAUUUGAGUCGGUGGAUUUUGAUGGGGUUACAUUGUUUAAGGGGAGAGUGAAUACUCAACAAGUGUUUGGUUUGUCGAAUUCUGAUUUGGUUCCGGGGAAAUAUGAAGGAGGACUGAAGCUGUGGGAAGGUUCACUUGAUCUGAUUAAAGCCCUUCGUUCUGAAAUUAAAAGUGAGCUUAUUUCAUUUGGUGGGAAGCGAGUAUUAGAGAUUGGAUGCGGUCAUGGACUGCCUGGAAUCUAUUCUCUACUUGAGGGUGCGGCUGUUGUACACUUCCAAGAUUUCAAUGCAGAAGUUCUACAGUCUCUCACCAUUCCCAAUUUAAAUGCAAAUUUUUUUGAAAAAUCUCAAUCAUCAUUAUCACCUUCGGCAAACAACGUGCCAGAAGUUCGUUUUUUUGCUGGUGACUGGAGUGAAGUCGAUAAACUGCUCCUUCAAAUUGGUACAGAUGCAAAACACAAUGAAGUUUCUUCCGGUUAUGAUUUUAUUCUCAUGGCAGAAACAGUUUACUCAAUCAACAGUCUUCAAAGUCUCUACAAUCUUAUCAAGAAGUGUUUGAUACAUCCGCAUGGAGUUGUAUACAUGGCUGCAAAAAAGCAUUACUUUGGAGUCGGUGGAGGAUCUCGGAGAUUUCUGUCUGUGGUGGAAAAAGAUGGUGUAAUGACUAGUAAAUUGGUUGCUGAAAUUACAGAUGGUUCAUCGAAUGUGCGAGAAGUAUGGAAGCUUACAUUCAAGUAG